This is a messenger RNA of Aureobasidium musti, 1710 nucleotides long. NCBI's taxonomy places the organism in Eukaryota, Fungi, Ascomycota, Dothideomycetes, Dothideales, Saccotheciaceae. The record is from the annotation of a GenBank genome assembly.
AUGGGUAGUGCAGAGUCAGUGCCACGAGAGCAGAAGCAACAGAGGUCUCCAAGACUGGACCUUCUGGCCUUGCAGGAGAAGUACGACGCCUUUCGCGUUACUGAGGACCACGAGACCGACAGCAUGAUUGUUGAGCGCAAUACUGGACGGGACGACAGAGGUAANACCCACCACCCUAUAGCUGUGACGAGCUAUUCCCACAAGCAAGGAACAAUGCCACCAGGAGCANNUAUGACUGACAACCAGUGCUCAACAGAUCAGGUCCGCGCAACACGCCAAACCCACGUCUCGGGUGCCAAAACCGAAGCUCUGAUCCACACCAUCCUUGAAGACCCAAAGAAUCGUCUAGCUCUGUCAGCGCUCUCGACUGCCAACCCAUCUAAAGUUCUCGAGAAACCUUCGGCCAUUCUCAAAGACACCCAAACCUUCAAUGUUGCUAUUCCCUUCGAGGGCUCUCCCGUUACGAACCAGCGCAGCUCGGGAAGAUGCUGGAUCUUUGCCGCCACGAACGUGUUCCGUGUUGCCAUCAUGAAGAAGUACAACAUUGAGAAGCUUGAGCUCAGCCAGGCAUACCUGUUCUUCUGGGACAAGGUUGAGAAGAGUAACUUCUUCCUCGAAAGUAUCCUGGAGACUGCGGACUUGCCUGUUGACGAUCGUCUUGUUUCGACCUUGAUGGACUCACCUGUCAGUGAUGGUGGCCAGUGGUCAAUGAUCCAGAACUUGGUUGAAAAGUAUGGAUUGGUGCCGCAGACGCUGUACCCAGACUCUUUCAAUGCCAANAACUCGGCUGUUAUGGAUCGUCUUCUGACGACCAAACUGAGAGAAAAUGCAUUGCGUUUGAGAGCACUCAAGAAGUCUAGCUCUACUACUGCAGAGACUUCUGUAGCCGCAGCCAAAGAGCAGAUGAUGCAGGAUAUCGUUAGGAUUCUGACGCUCACNCUUGGUCGCCCUCCGUCGUCAUACACCAAGUUCACCUGGGAGUUUUACGACAAGGCUGGUAAGCUGAAGACAGUGAAGAUGUCGCCAAAGGAGUUUGCCAGUAGUUUGAACGACACCCACGGACUGCGAGCCCUGGGUGGUACUGAUGUACACAGCCUGUUCAGUCUGGUCAAUGAUCCUCGCAACGAGUUCAACAGACUGCUGACUGUUGACUUCNNCCUCACCAAUGUGUCAGGAGGGAGAUACGUUACCUAUGUGAAUGUCGACAAGCCAGUCUGGAAGAAGGGUGCCAUCGAGAUGAUCAAGAAGGGCUGGCCAGUCUUCUUCGGCUCCGACGUAGGCAAGUUCAGCGAUUCCACACUAGGCAUCAUGGACCCCGAUCUUGUCGAUUACGAGCUCGGCUUCAACGUCAAGUUGGGCAUGUCCAAGGCUGAGAGGCUCAUGUCUGGCGAGAGCGCAAUGACCCACGCCAUGGUGUUAACUGCGGUACACCUGUCACCCUCCGGUGAACCAAUUCGUUGGCGUGUCGAGAACUCUUGGAGCGAGGAUGCUGGCACCGAUGGUUACUUCGUCAUGUCUGACAAGGUAAGUUUGCUCCGUUUAUGCUGUCGAACUGUGCGUGCUAAUCAAACGUUUCCAUAUAGNUGGAUGGACGAGUUCUGCUACCAAGUUGUCGUUGAUGGCAGUUGUGUCAGCCAAGAGGUUAGGGAUAUACUCAAGCAAGAUCCCAAGGUGUUGGACUUGUGGGAUCCCAUGGGUGUCUUGGCGUAG